Felis catus (domestic cat) is the source of this 9892-nucleotide messenger RNA. It is a transcript of the gene PKD1L3, whose product is annotated as polycystin 1 like 3, transient receptor potential channel interacting. Gene Ontology annotation, biological process: detection of mechanical stimulus. Gene Ontology annotation, molecular function: calcium channel activity; protein binding. NCBI's taxonomy places the organism in Eukaryota, Metazoa, Chordata, Mammalia, Carnivora, Felidae. The record is from RefSeq and is a predicted model, not a curated record. Gene Ontology annotation, cellular component: membrane.
AGACAGGAGGGUGAGGCGGGCCUCCCAGCGGCCGAAAAGGCCUCGCUCCGCCCCGGAGGUGUGGCUAGACGCUGGUGCCUGCGCGCGCAAUCACGGCAGCCACGCUCCUUCCGCCCGCCGGAGUCCAGGUGUGGGCGCCGCGCUAAGCUGGGUUGCUAUACGCUCGGCUUGGGGUGCUGUGCGUAGCUGUUCUGCGGCUCUGCGACCUCGGCGACAGAAUGCGCAUAAGUAGAGCUUCAGUUCUAAGCAACACUGUCACCAAUAUCUUGAUCAUUUAAGUUGAACAUGUGAUAUGCUUGCGCUCUAGGUAAAGCAGGUAUUGAGACCAUAUAUCAGGCACUGAAAAAAAGGUUGGAAUGAAUUACGGCACUGUGGAGUUGACCUCAGAGACGUUUCCAUCAGCCUCAGGUUUCACUUAAAAAUGCCUUAAACGUAUGUAUGUGCGUAAGUAUGUAUAUUAAUGAAAGUGUUGGGAAAUCAACACUUUGUUACAAAGUCUUGUAACACCCAGAACGAUUCCAUUGCAGCGAAGACUUAGUGGACUCCUAGUCAGAAGCCUUCCAAAUUAAUUGGACACUCUUUUUCCUGCCAUUUCAAGACUUUUCAGUUUUCUCGUUUCCCUUCCCACUGCUGUCUCCACAAGUGCCCACCCUGCCCCACCCCCAGAAUUAUUUCUCUUUAUAAAUACUUUCCUCUUCUAUGCAUUUACUAAAUCACAUUGGCUUCUCCCGGUAUGACCGUUUCUUCUAUCUCAAUAUGGCCACGUGCUGGAAAUAAUUUCUUUCUCAUCUGAACUUUUAUAGAUAGAUAUAUGCUGUACCUGUCCAGUGACACUGUCUUUAUUUAAACUACAAUUGUUAUGUCUUUUUUCCCCUAACUAGACUGUACACGUUCUGAAAGUAGGGACCAUACCAUAUUUAUCUUUUGAUUACUGCAGUGUUUUUCAGACUGAGGGAGGUGUAUUCUUGGAGUAUACACUUAAGAGAAUUGUUGAUACUAGUAUCUUUCCAUAGUGAUUUUUAAAGGUAGUAUAAGCAUUUAGGCCAUUUGGAUAACCAACUGAACCCUGAAACCUACCAUGCUAUGUCAGUGCCCACAGUUAUUUGUAUUUGUUAUCACAUUUUGGUGCCAAGAAAGAAAACUGGCUAAACUAAAUGAUAGAUGUGCCACAGGUGCAAAACAAAUGACAUGCUGUAUGAACAAAGGUUUUUCAGCAAGCUAAAUAAAGUGGUGAGAGAACUGAUUUUUCCCUACAGCAUGAAAUAGCUUGUGUGCCAAAUCAAAAGAACCUGUGUGGUCAUAAGCCAGUACAGUUUUUAUGUCAGGUAACUGUUUAGUUCAGCACGUUUUCAUUUCAUUAGUUUUCAGUUCUGUUUGUAUUAAUUUUUAUUCAUUCGUUCAUGGUUGUGUAAGAGCUUUAGCAUAUAGUUUAUGCCUGGUUUUAUGGCUGAAUGUAUUUAAAAAACAAAAUACAAUAACUUAGACACAGCCUGGGGGUCUGCCAGAAUGGUUUCCUUUUAAAAAACCACACAAUACUUUUCUCAAUUUUUAGCAACUCUGACUUAGAUAUUCAUCAUCUUCUCCUUUACAGCUUAGGCUUAGCAAGUAAUUAGCUAAAAGCGUAUCUGGUUGUGUAGACACAGGUGGUGAUGCCCUAUAAAGACUCGUCGCUUUAUUGAUCUUUGCUGUUUGUUUUCAGCUUAUAGGAACUCCACCUGGGUUCUUAAAUUAAAAACACACAAAACAUCUUUUAUCUCCUUGACUAAUUAUUCCCUAUUCCUAAAAGAAUAAUACUAACAAAUAUGACUAACCCACUAAGAACAUUUUUAAAGGACCAGGUAGCUGCUGAGCCCCUGCACUGUUGUUGCUCAUAGUUCACAGAGAAAAUGUUCUUAAGAGGAAGAAUCUGUCUUUGGUUAUAUGUCAGAACAGGUAUCAUUCUAGGAAGUGAGCUAAAUAGCCCAGAGCAACAUGGUAAAAAUAAUUGUUAUCAGCUUAACAAGUUUCACUGUAGCUUUGAGGAAGCAGAAAACUACUGCUGUGUCCAGGGAGGACACCUUGCUUACACUUGGAACCGGGAAGUUCGGGAUCUUUUCUGGGACUUUCUAGAAGAGAGGAGUAAGUGGUGGAUUGGACAAAAUCUCAUGCUGCUGGGAAAACAUCAAGAAGAAAAACAACCCAGAUGUCACGGCCAGCAGGGUCACAAAGCCCACCAGAUGCACUUACAUGUCCAGAAACUCCAACUGGAUCUCAUCAACAGUGCACUUGGGCUCACUGGGGCAUUCUUUCAGUUGCCAGGCUGUAUACUGUUGUUCACCAAGAAUGAAACAUCCUUAGGUAAAAUAGAAAGAGAUACUUCUAUCCAACAAUUUUACUUGGACUCAACCUGCUUUCUUCUUUCUGUGGCAGCUGCUCACCCAGCAAUGGCAUGUCCCCACACUGCUGGUGCUGAUCUUGUCGCAGAUGAGCCAGCAGGGAGUUUGAACGAAGUGAUUCAUGGUUUGCAAAGUCACAGCAAACUACGGAGAGCUUGUGAGGUGCUCCAGAAACUGACGGCCUUUAUGCCAGAAUUUUCUAAGUCAGCUCAAGUUAGUGUCAUCAGUCGUCAUGUUUACCUGAGAAGUCACCAGAGAGCACAUUUCAGAGCAAAGCAGUCUGGGUUUCAAAAACCCCCAACUGCCUGCCUCUCCGAGUCCCUCGACACUGUGAUGGAAGCUGCUGGAGCAAGCCCACAGAGGUCCAAGCAUGCCAUUGAGCAGGUAGAAAAUAUGCUGGAAAUGGCCUUGCUGGCCCUUGGGAAGAUCAAGGAAACAUUUCUACAGCAGAACCAGUUUUCUGAGUCUUUAGUGACUUUGACCUCUAUCAUUGCUUCUCUGAUGCUGAGCAGCCAAAACAUGUCAACCUGGCCCCUGAGCUCCUAUACUCUAGGGUCCCCAGCAGCUGUGAGGUUAGGCUUUCCAAGGGCUUCAGCUUUGGAAGAGCUCUUGAACAGACAACCAGGAUUUAAUGUUCAAGUGAGUGUCAAAUUGAUUCUGACCCAAAUGGAGUUGGGAUUGAUGGCUACAGGCGUUUGGAUGCACCAUGAUACGACUAGCUUCAGUUCCUUCAGGGAUUUUGAUGACAAGAACAUUGUUGGAAGUAUCGAAAGUGUGUUGCUAAGCUCUAAUCAUAUUUUCCAAGUCCAUGAUGUAGUGGAAUAUAUUGAGAUCAUGCUGUGGAGAAAUGUUAGCGUGGAAAUCUAUCCCACCAGCAUCAACAUGAGCUCAGACCAUUUUGUUAUGACAGUGAGCAUCACUUCCCUGGAGAAAUCCCUGAUCGUGUGCAUAGAACCUGAAAGUCCCCUUUUAAUGACGCUCUACCUGGGGUUCCAGUAUCAGCCUAACCACACCCACUUCAACCUGAACAUCACCCUUCCAAAGAAUCAGGUAUGGCAAAAAGAUGAGGAAUGUACAGGGGUGCUGGCUCCAGAGAGUCUGCAGUAUGGGAGCAGCGCCUACUACACAACAGCUGUGCUGAAUAAAAGCCAGUAGAGUGCCCAGCGCACACCCACCCUGCUCUAGGCGGCAACUGCCGUCACUCGCUGUCAUUUCUGGGACAGCCACAACAGCACGUGGGAGACCAUAGCGUGCCAAGUUGGGCCACAGAGUACAGUUUUGAGGACACAGUAACUGUGAGGUCACUGUAACCGCCUGACCUACGUUGGCAGCGACUUCUUCAUUGUGCCCCGGAUGGUGAACAUUGAAGACACUAUCAAGCUGCUCCUUCGUGUGACCAGCAACCCUGCUGGGGUGUCAUUGCUAGCCAGCCUUUUAGGAUUCUGUAUGCUCACCUUUGUGCGGGCUUGGAGGAAGGAUCAAACAUACAUGCAGAAGGUGAAGGUCACUGUCCUGGCUGAUAAUGACCCCAGCUCGUUUCACUACCUCCUGCAGGUCUCCACUGGCUAUCGAAGAAGGGCCGCCAUGCCAGCUAAGCUUAAUGAAAUGAAUGUGGUUAUCACCCUCUAUGGAUCAGAGGGGCAGAGGGAGACCCAUCACCUUUGUGACCCCGAGAAGGCAGUCUUCUUUGAGCCAGAGUGUCUGGAUAUCUUCCUCCUCAGUACUCAGUCCUCUUGAGGGGAACUGCACAGCCUGUGGUUCUGGCAUGACAAUUCGGGGGCCAGCCCUUCUCGGUAUGGAAACCGGGUAAUUGCCAGUGACGUGGCAGGUGAAAGGAAAUGGCACUUCCUGUCCAACUGUUGGCUGGCCAUGGACCUUGGAGAGAGUGAGCAUGACCGGGUCUUCAAACCAGUCUCAAAGAAAGAACUCUUUUCCUUUAGACACCUGUUUUCCUCCAUGAUUGUAGGAAAGCUCACCCAGGAUCAUCUGUGGCUCGGGAACCAGUUUACAAGAGUCCAGAGGCUCUCUUGCUGCAUGACCUUGCUUCUGUGCGACAUGGUCGUCAACGUCAUGUUCUGGAGGAAAACUGGCACCACUGCCCAGAGAGAUGAGCAAGGUAUGGGUGAGCCCGAUGUGUAGCCUUUUGGGUCCAUUGCUACCCAACUGUUCAUCAGCAUCCAAACCGCUGUCUUCCUCUUCCCUGUCAGUCUCGUAAUCGGGAGGCUCUUCCUGCUGAUCUAGCCUCAGGAACUCCUGCCUCUUUUUCCUUCCGACCAGGCUUCCUGCCUCUCAGAUGCUCCUUGUGAGCCUCUGUCUCACAGAGGAGAGCCUGAAUUAAAGGAGACUGUGGGAUUCCUACUCUGGAGAAAUAUGUACCUACUCUCAGACUUGGAACAACCUUUAUGGAGUCCUUCCAACAUUAACAAGCAGGUGAAGCUUUUACCCAGCCUCCUCUGUUCUCACGUAGCAGGUCACGGCUCUCAUCAGCGGGCAGGACCCCAUUGGUGUGAACCUUGGCCUGUAUUUUCAAUGGUUCCUGAAGGCCAGCAUCAUUUCUGUCAUUACCUGCUCAGAGUUCUGCAGAGGCUUCAAUCUCACUUAAGCGCACUGGGUCCCACUCAGGCUGACCGGCCUUGUGACAUCCUAGAUGCCACCAGUCAACUGCAAGAACUCCAGGAGCUCUUGGAAAUACAUAUUCUUCCAACAGAACAGGGGCCAUUCAGAGAGGCAACCAGUUCCCCCCUCCUGAGCCCGGAAGAAGGGAAGAAGCCCAUCGUUAAUGGCCUGCCCCGAUGGUUGACUUGCAUCUCCUGGCUCCCUCUGGGUGUCACUAGCCCAGCUGCAGCCUUUUUUACUGCCUUUUAUAGUCUGGAACUGAACAAAGACCAGGCCACCAACUGGGUUAUUUCAGUGAUAUUAUCAGUGCUUCAGAACAUCUUCAUCAGCCAGCUAGUAAAGGUGAUCGUCCUCACAUUGUCCAUCUCACUGAUGCAGAACAGGGUGCCGUGUCUUACCAAAGAGAAGGAACAACAAACAAGGAGGAUCUUGGCACUCUUGGCAAAAUGUUCACCAUUACCUGGUUCGAGAGAUAAGAAUAACCCCGUCUAUACAGCUCCAGCUUUCCACAGCCCGGGUAAGUGACCAGAAAGGACCUUGAAAGAGAAGAAACAUUUCAAGCUGACGGGAGAUAUUUUGGUACAAAUCCUCUUCCUCAUCUUGUUGAUGACUGCGGUCUACUCAGCACAGAACUCCAGUAGGUUUUACCUCCAUCAAGCUAUUUGGAAGAGGUUUUCCCACCGUUUGUCAGAGAUCAGACUUCUUAAGCAUUUCUACCCACAGGCCACUCACCUUCCUAACCUUUAUGGGGAUUACAGAGCACUAGCACUGGGACAAGGGUCUGCUUCAGAGUUGGCAUAUGGCAAGCCUAUUACCAGGUACAAGAAUGAGUGUGGCUCCCACCAGAUUCCUGGAAGGGUUCCUGCUGGGUCCCUGGGCAGAGUUCUGCAGCAUCUUGAACAGAGCCACUGGCUUGACCAUUGCACCAAAAGCCUCUUUGUGCAAAUUGUGGUCUUCACUGCUAAUGUGAACCUGUUGUGUGCAGGGACCCUGAUUUUGGAGUCCAACAACAUGGUUUUCAGUAGGAAAUACCAAGUAAAAUGUAGAGAUUCAGGAACAUUUGUAAUAGAUAAUCCAGGAAUAGUUGCACUGAUUUCAAAGACAGAGUUUGAAAGGAAGAGGGCACAAGCUUUAAAGACUCUUGACUCCAGGUAUUCUUUGUUCUCAGGUGCCUUCUUCACCUCUCUGAGGCUGGAUUUAAGUUCCCUUCAGGCAUCCAAGAGACUUUGGUCUGUUAUCUCACAAGUCCUCUGUUAUCUCCUAGUCUGUUACUACGCCUUCGUACAGGGUCAUUGGCUGAAACAGCAGAGGUGGCAGUUCUUCACUAGGAAAAGAAACAUCCUGGACACGAGCAUAAGCCUCAUUAGUGUCAUCCUGGGUCUUGACAUGAAGCUUAUUUCUCUGCAUAAGAAAAACAUAGCACAAUACCACUAUGACCGUAACAGGUUCAUCAGCUUCCAUGAGGCAAUAAAAGUAAACUCAGCAGUCGUUCACCUCAUGGGCUUCCUGGUUCUACUGGCAACUGUUCAGCUGUGGAACCUGCUGGAUCCUAACCCCAGGCUGCAGGUCGUCAGUAGAGCACCCAGCAAAGCCUGGGACAGCUUCCUGCUAUUCAUCCUGAUCCUGCUGACAGGCUAUGCCAUUGCUUUUAACCUGCUGUUUGGAUGGAGCAUCUGGGACUACCAAACUUUUUUCAGCUCAGCAGUGACUGCUGUUGGUCUCAAGAUGGGAAUCUCUCAUCACAAGGAGGUUGUUGUUUUAGAGCUAAUCCUGGGUUCUUUUCUGAUCCUCACCAGUGUCAUCUUGAUAGUACUUGUGAUCAUUAACCUUUUUGUUGUCAUCCUCAUGGCCUUUGGUAAAGAAAGUCCCUUAAGGUAGGUAACUCUCUGGCUCAGUAACUGAAAUAUAAAUGUCAUGAUUCUUCUAUCAUUGGAAAAGCUCAACUGUUGCUGCUCUUAGGUAGACAUAAUGCACAGUAUUAGCAUAUUCCCUUUAUUGGUCUCUGCCAACCAUUUUUAUAGGAAACCCAGUUUACCAAGACUAUAUUAUGUUCUAUAUCCACUGUCCUAUAAACACCUGGUCCUCCGCUAUUUAGCAGAAACACUCCAAUGCCUGACAGUAAAUCAUAAAAGGAAAUUUCCAGUAUUACUAUUCAUACUUUUUUUUGGUAUCUUGUGGUACUUUUUCUCUCCAACAUCAGGAUCAAUUGUUAAUUUCCCCCACUUUUCUCCUUUUGUCUUUGAACAGACUCUAAAAGAAGGUGCAUUCACAGAUGGUGCUGCAGAGAGUUUGCUAGGAAUCCAGCGGCACCAGAACACAUGAGCAAAUGGUCAUGAUAGCAAUGGGCAUUAACAAUGGAGCCUGGCUCCAUUCCCAGCCUGGCUUAUUACUACUUAGCAUAUUAUUACUUAUCUUUGCAUGGCACAGUUUAGAAAAUUACCAAUGUUUAUAUAUAAUGCACUGUUAAUUUUGUAAAUCACUGAGGAAUCAAAAUCCCCUGUGGCUGCAAGUUCUUCUGUUUAUAGAUCACGGUCAGGAAAGGGUUAACCCUGUAAGAGUGAUACAGAAUAAUCCAGCUCUGCUGCCAAACAACAAGUAAAAAAACACUCAUCACCAAUGUUUCAGUAUGGCUGUGGGAAAUAUAAAUGAAUCACAAGUGGGCUCAGAGCAGCUUACUUUUUUUUUUAAUGUUUAUUUUUGAGAGAGAGCACAAGUGGGGUAGGGGCAAUGAAGAGGGAGACACAGAAUCCGAAGCAGGCUCCAGGCUCUGAGCUGUCAGCACAGAGCCCAACAGGGGUUAGAACCCACUAACGGUGAGAUCAUAACCUGAGCUGAAGUCAGACGCUUGACUGACUGAGCCACUCAGGCGCCCUGACAGCAGCUUAAAGAUAAAUGCAUGAGGUUUGGGUAAUGGAGAGCCCUGUCCCAGAGGAGUAACCAAGCAAAUUCACAAAUGCUAUCUAGGCUUAAAUACAGAAGUUGAGGGGCGCCUGCGAGGCUCAGUCAGUUAAGCGUCUGACUCUUGAUUUCGGCUCAGAUUAUGAUCUCAUGAUUCAUGGGUUCAAGCCCCACAUCGGGCUCUGUGCUGAUAGUGUGGAACCUUCUUAGGAUUCUGUCUCCUUCUCUGCCCUUCCUCUGCUCACUCUCUUGCAAAAAUAAACAUUAAAACACACACACACACAGAUUGAAAUGGGCUCCUCGCUGCUGCAGGUCCCCAUGACCCAGGGAACCAAAGAGUUAAGGUCUGGCUUGUGCCCAGCAUGGGUCACUGCUUAAAAUAAUCUCCACUAAAAUCCAAAUGCACCUCAUCGUUUGACCAAACCAAAUUCAGCAAGGCACAGAAUUUUUAACUUUAUUAUCAGCUACUGAGCUAUGAGAUAGAUACAAACCAAUCAAAAACACUAAAGUUGCUUGAAACAAGUAUAUACAUUACCCUACACAUAAGCCAGAGUCCUACCUUCUGAUCCCAAAACCAUCCCUCUGGGGAAGGACAGCCUUAUCUACAGGGAAAAGGAGCACAUUAAGUUACAACAGUAAUAGUCUCAUCCAUCUAGGAAAGUAGUGAACUACAGCCACGUUUUUUAUGGGCACCAAAAAACUUUCUGAAAUCAGUCUUUAAAGGUUCUCUUAAUCAUAAAGUUUUCAAAUGAAAACAAGAACCCUUCUUCUCCUGUAGGCAUUCCAGCUCACUACCCAAGAGAUUUGAGUACUUCUAUUAAGGCAACUGGAAGCCCACCUUAGCCUUGAAUGGUGACUUCUGCCCAACAUGUGACCUGUCCGCCAUUUGCCAGUAAAUGCAAUCCAACAGAACAUGCUAUGGGGAAAAACAGGAAUUUAUGCAGUGUUGCCCUCUGGUAAAAGGAGAACACAGCACUCAAAGCAAAAGGCCACGGAGGGCUCCCUGAGAAUCCAGCAGAACUAAGAGAAGCCUUCAACUUUCCAAAUAAACUUUGCAACUGGAUCCAGGUAGAACAAUGCCCUGCAGCAAGAAGUAGUGUGUAUGCCAAUGAGAGGACCCAGCUUCCAAGAACUGUUAAAGAGGCUUCCAGCAUCAGUCUCUCUUCCCAUUCAUAUCACACCUUUUUGUCUUGAUUCUUGCUCACCACAAAUCCCUCUGUACAGAGGGGUUUGUUUCUAAAUCUAGAACUUCAGCACAGGACUGAGAGAGACUUCAUGAAGUAAUGUCCUCCGUGUCCAGCCAUCUUUGGCAGCUCUCCUUACAAUGCUUUCACCUUUUCCCUGCGGAGGGACAGAAGGACAGGUGACGGGCGAACCUGGGAUCACACUCAAAGGAGACGAACAAGCAAGGUUGCCAAGGCUGCUCUGGCCUCGUUGACUCUAAAUGUUAGUCUCUUAAGAGCAACAGAGAACUGGAAAGCAGCAGAAUUUAGAGCAGGAAGAGAGCCCAAAGGAAAAGUGUGCUCAGUGAUGGUAAGAGAUGAAAAAGAAUUGCACGGAGAUUCUUUGUUACAAGGAGAAACAGUGCCGUCUCAAAUCCCAGAGCCUGGAGGUUGCCUGGCUUAAGAGAUCUAGGUUUUCUUUUUUAACUCUUCAAAUCUCCGGGAAAGAUCAUCAAAGUCAAUGUCCUCAGAUGCUGAGGUGUUGGCACCAGCAGAUGCAGUCGGUAGUGUGUCUGGCACAGACGGCAACUCUGGUAGUACAAAGUUGUCGCAGGUGUCCACAGGUCUGGAAGGGGGCUUUGCGGGGGCUUCCGGCUUGGGCCCAGGACCUAAUUAAAUAAGGGUAAGGAGCCCAGUGUUACAAAAGCCAGAGAAGGGGCUCAGAUCCUCAAAGCCCACAAUCCCCUUUGGCAAAAACAAUGUAACUAUCAAAACACAGAAGAAAAAUAGGAUUAAAGAUCAAUAAAAUUUUCAGUACAAUUAAGAUCUACAUUCCCUUAA